CCGCAGAGACUUCUUCUUCCCGUAGAAGCAGCGCCUGGUUUCUUCAACGCUCCAACGUUCGGCUCCAUUAAUUUUGUGACAAUCAAUUGCCAACGGGAAGAAAAGCUUUGCCUAUAAAUUGAGCACAGAAUCAUCAGAUUGAAGGGGGGGAACAUCGACGGGAAUAAAGCAGCGGCUUGGCCGCUGCUAUGGUGGCCGGCGUUCGACGAUGGCAGCGGCGGCAGUAGCUCCGGCGACGGCUGUGGCCGAGGGUGGACAGUCUUCUUCAAGCUCCAAUUUCUUCAAUUUCAUCUUCUUCUUCAUCAAUUGAUUGACGUUUGCCAAUGAAGUGUGGGGAGAAGUCUGCGUCAGUUUUAGCCCGUCCCAAAAUUUCCUAGAGGUUUGCUUUCUUAAUAAUGACAAGGCACUAUUGGGUGGCGGAUACCAAGUGGAGAUUAUCACCCAAUUAAGAUAUUGUGGACCAUCUAGCUAGUCGCCUUUGUCAAUAGGAACAAAGCAGAGUAUGUAUUCUUUUGCCAUCGAUCAUGCACAUGUGAAGAAUCACCUUUGGAUUUUUCUUAAUCUACGCAUUCCUAAUGAUAUGGACGAAGGAGAGGCCGAAUACUAGCUAUUUCUACACUACAUACAACAAGCUUCCAAUCCAAUUCUUGAGACAAGUUUCUAGCUCCGCAAUCGGUGAUGCCAUCCUCCUUUUCAAGCUUAAUGGAGACAUGAGAUUCAGUGACGGAUCAAAACUUCAAAACAUCCGGAACAUUAUUGAUAUUGAAAAACUUUUCGAUGCCGAGUUGGCUGGAACUAAGAGGUUGAAGGAUUGCACAUUGAUCAUGACAGAGGGGGAUUUUGGCAAAGCACUUGUGAUGAAUGGCUUGCGUGCUGGUCUCUCAUAUGAGGAGAGAAAGCUCUUUGGGGUCUACCCACUAAGGGGGAAACUACUCAAUGUGAAGCAGGCCACACACACCAAGAUAAAUGAAUAACAAAGAAGUUGAAGAAAUUAAGAAAAUAGUGGGCCUUAAACAAGGGGUCAACUACCUUCAAUCCUGGAAGAGAGAUUUGAGAUAUGGUCAUAUCUUAAUUAUGACAGAUCAGCAACUAUAUUCUCAAUCUAAGCUGGAACCUGAGUGGCAUAAUAAUUCAAUAUGGUGGAAGGGCACACCUGGAGCGACCACCCAACUCCCAAAGCUCUCGUUUUCAGGUACCCCAAUCUUCUGUACCAGGUUGAAUGGAAUCCCACAUGAGACCACGAUGCGUGAAACAAACCAUUGUUGAUAGUGUCCCAUAACCGCUUGCUUUGGAGUGCAGUG
Molecule: messenger RNA, 1301 nt
Organism: Cuscuta campestris
Lineage: Eukaryota; Viridiplantae; Streptophyta; Magnoliopsida; Solanales; Convolvulaceae
Source: the annotation of a GenBank genome assembly